Messenger RNA from Lingula anatina, 1531 nucleotides. Its product is annotated as HUWE1-associated protein modifying stress responses. Lineage: Eukaryota; Metazoa; Brachiopoda; Lingulata; Lingulida; Lingulidae. The record is from RefSeq and is a predicted model, not a curated record.
CAAUGCCAUUUUCAGGUACAAUCAAUACACUGAGGCAAGGACGGAACAACGAAAAAUCCCCCUGAAAAAUUUUUUUAAUCUUCUUGUUCCGUCCGAUUUGUGACGGUAGGAAGUAUAAGGAAAUAUUCCAUAAACCAUGGAUGACGAUCAUGAUAGGGAACAAGAAAGGUUUUCAGAUCACUGGCUGAAGAAAUGGGAAGAUCAAUGUCUUGAAGAACUGGAAAACGAGUCCAAUAUGGACGACCAAAUUCAGGCGGAAAGAGAGGAGUCGUCUCAAAAAUUGUGGCAUUCUUUUCAAAACGCUGCCACGGCUUUAGCACAGCUAUAUAAAGAUCGCAGUCAUGGGUUUUCUAUGUGGAUGCCUUUCCAGAAUGCAGCAGGUUCUGUGACUGUCUUAUAUAAGGAGAGUGCAGAUAACAUGAAAAGGUGGUUUGACUUAGGCAUUCAAUGUGGACAGCAGAGGAAAACUAGAGACAUUGUAGCUUGGGCAAAGAAACGUAGACGCCACAUAAGAAGAGAGGACUUAAUAGCAUUUCUAUCCGGUAAAAAUCCUCCACCUAGACAUAGGCCUUCCCCAACACGAUCACGAGGCACAUCACACAUGAAUUUCACAGAGUGCCCCCCAGCAGUGAUACCUCCUGCAGAGCCAGAGCCUGAUCUACAGACAUUCAGAGAGGCACUUGCUCUCCAAGGUUUAAAUGGUGCAAUGUCAAAUGUGAACAUGGGUUACAUGCCACACAGCCAAGGGUCCCCAGUAAGAAAUAGAAGCAGUAUGGAAGAACUGAAUAUAUUUAUUUUGGAUGAGCUAUCUCGUCACAAUGACAGAAAGCGGACAAGUUCUGGGGAUGUGAUCAUGGACUCACCUACACGUAAACGCAGUAGACUUUUGUAGGGAAAAAGACUUGCAUACGAUAUUUGGGAACAUGUUAAAAGAAACCUAUUUAUGUCCAAAAUUAAACAUGUUAUGCUUCAGUUUGUGAAUUCUUCGAGUACAUUCUUCAUUGUGAAGCUUGAUAACAACUGCCUUUGUAUGGGUAAUGUUUUAUGGAACUGCAAAAUUAUACCACACUUCACUAUUUUUCUUACUUUUCUGCUGGCUUAAGGUUAUAUCAGAUUCUCAACAGUUUAUUUCCUGAAGUAGGUCGACAUGCUUAUUGUUGCUGCUGGAUAUUGAACUGUGAUUUUCUUAAACCAAAAAUUAGUAUAGAAGAACACCUGUUAACUAAAUUUGGAAUAAUAUGAUUUAGAAAUGAGUUUAUAGCAUAUAGCUUACUUUUCUGCAAAUUUUAUUUAUUAUUUUUUUUUCUUUAGAAAAUGAAACGAAAGUAUUUUAUUGUAGUUAAGUUAAUGAUUUUUAGUUAAGAUUUUGGUUAUCUCCAAAAUUGGUUGAUAUUAUUCAAAGGCUAACUUUUGAAGCAUAUUUUUGGAAGGGACUGGCACUUAUGACUUUUUUUUUUCAUUCCCAAAAGUUAUAAUUUUUCAGGAAGAAAUUCAAUAUACCAGAGAUUCUAAUAAAGGAUAUUUAAAAACA